Molecule: messenger RNA, 369 nt
Organism: Tripterygium wilfordii
Lineage: Eukaryota; Viridiplantae; Streptophyta; Magnoliopsida; Celastrales; Celastraceae
Product: pathogenesis-related leaf protein 6-like
Exons: 1
Cellular component (GO): extracellular region
Source: RefSeq, a predicted model, not a curated record
CAACUUGGUGUACGCAAUCUUGCAUGGGACAACGCGGUGGCUGCUUACGCCCAAAGCUACGCCAAUUCAAGAAUCGGAGACUGCAACCUUGAACAUUCCACCGGAGACUACGGUGAGAACCUCGCCAAGGGCGCCAGCAGCGCCUUCACAGGAGUCGCGGCGGUGAAUUUGUGGACGGUAGAAAAGCCUUACUAUAACUACACUUCUAACUCUUGUGUUGGUGGAAAUGAGUGUUUGCACUACACUCAAGUGGUUUGGCGCAGCUCGGUCCGGCUAGGGUGCGCUAGGGUUCAGUGCAAAAAUGGGUGGUGGUUCGUUGCUUGCAACUAUGAUCCACCAGGGAACUACAUUGACAUAAGGCCCUACUAA